AUGCAGUCCCGCCUCCUGCUCCUCGGAGCCCCGGGCGGCCGCUCCGGCGCGGCCUCGCGGCGAGUGCGGCUGCUCCUGCGGCAGGUGGUGAGGGGCCGGCCGGGCGGGGACGCGCAGCAGCCGGAGGUCAGACUGCUGCACGCCGGGGCGGGGGCGGACUCAGGUGAUACAGUUAGUAUUGGAGAUGUAUUCUACAAAUUGAAAACUCCGAAGAGUCCGGAACUUGUGCCACAGAACUACAUUUCAGAAUCUCCAGCUCAGUCCGUGGUCCAGCAUCUAAGAUGGAUAAUGCAGAAGGAUCUUUUGGGACAAGAUGUCUUUCUAAUAGGACCUCCUGGGCCUUUUCGACGCUCUCUUGCUAUGCAGUAUUUGGAACUUACUAAACGAGAGGUAGAAUAUAUCGCCUUGUCUAGGGACACCACUGAAACCGACCUCAAGCAGAGACGAGAGAUCCGUGCAGGCACAGCCUUUUACAUUGACCAGUGUGCAGUUCGCGCCGCCACAGAGGGCAGAACUCUCAUUUUGGAAGGCUUGGAAAAGGCAGAAAGGAAUGUGCUCCCUGUAUUGAACAACUUGCUGGAAAACAGGGAAAUGCAACUUGAAGAUGGACGCUUCCUAAUGUCUGCUGAGCGAUAUGACAAACUUCUUCAAGAUCAUACUAAAGAAGAAUUGGAUGCCUGGAAGAUUGUCCGAGUUAGUGAAAAUUUCCGAGUGAUUGCUUUGGGCUUGCCAGUGCCCAGGUACUUUGGGAAUCCAUUAGACCCUCCUCUCCGUUCUCGAUUUCAAGCCAGAGAUAUUUAUUUUCUACCCUUCAAGGACCAACUUAAAUUAUUAUAUUCAGUUGGAGCCAAUGUUUCUACUGAAAAAAUUUCUCAGCUUUUAUCUUUUGCCACAACUCUCUGUUCCCAAGAAUCUUCUACACUUGGACUUCCAGAUUUUCCUAUAGAUAGUUUAUCUGCUGCUGUUCAGAUCCUGGAUUCCUUUCCAGUGAUGUCAAUCCAACGUAUAAUCCAGUGGCUGUAUCCAUAUACUCUUUUACUAGGACACGAAGGGAAGAUGGCUGUGGAAGGAGUUUUAAAACGCUUUGAGCUCCAAGACACUGAGAGCUCCCUGCUUCCUAAAGAGAUUGUAAGAAUAGAAAGGACUAUUGACAACCACGUCUCUCAAGCUCACGUGACCAUACAAGUGGCUGGAAAAGAGGUCACCAUUAAGGUGCCAGCUGGGACUAGGCCAUUAAGUCAACCUUGUACAUCAGACAAGUUCAUACAGACUCUAAGUCAUAAGCAGUUGUUGGCUGAAAUGAUGCAGUCUCAUAUGGUGAAGGACAUAUGUUUAAUUGGAGGAAAGGGCUGCGGAAAAACAGUCAUUACAAAGAACUUUGCUGAUAUAUUGGGAUAUAACAUAGAGCCCAUUAUGCUCUACCAGGAUAUGACAGCACGUGAUCUGCUGCAGCAGAGAUACACUCUUCCAAGUGGAGACACUGCCUGGCGUUCCUCACCCCUUGUAACUGCUGCUCUGGAAGGCAAGCUGGUCCUCUUGGACGGCAUCCAUCGGGUCAACGCUGGCACACUUGCUGUACUACAGAGAUUAAUCCAUGACCGGGAGCUCAGCCUCUAUGAUGGAUCUAGGCUGCUGAGAGAAGACAGAUACAUGCGUUUAAAAGAGGAGCUACAAAUGUCUGAUGAGCAGCUACAGCAGAGAUCCAUUUUUCCAGUUCACCCCUCCUUCAGAAUCAUUGCCUUGGCAGAACCCCCUGUUAUUGGAAGUUCAGCACAGCAAUGGCUGGGACCAGAAUUCUUGACCAUGUUUUUUUUUCAUCACAUGAAACCACUUGCUAAAAAUGAAGAAAUCAAAGUGAUUAAAGAAAUGGUUCCAAAUAUACCUCAGGAAGCUUUGGAGAAAUUGUUAUCAUUUACACACAAACUCAGAAGUACCCAGGAUCCAACAGCACAGUCCUUGGCAGCAUCUCUUUCUACCCGACAACUCUUGCGGAUUUCUCGUCGGCUGUCGCGGUAUCCUAAUGAAAAUCUUCACGGAGCUGUAAUGAAAGCCUGUCUUGCCAGGUUCUUACCUAGCCUUGCUAGGUCUGCAUUGCAGAAAACUCUGGCAGAUGCUGCAAUAGAAAUCAAUACAGAUGACAAUCUGGAACCAGAACUGGAGAAUUACAAAUGUGAAAUCGUGUCUGGAUCUCUGAGGAUUGGCACUGUCAGUGCACCAAUAUAUAAUGUCCAUGAAAAAAUGAAAGUACCUGAUGUUCUCUUCUAUGACAACGUUCAGCACAUGGUGGUGAUGGAAGACAUGCUGAAAGACUUUGUCCUUGGAGAACAUUUACUACUGGUUGGUAACCAGGGUGUAGGCAAAAACAAGGUUGUUGACAGAUUCCUUCACCUGCUCAACAGACCACGUGAAUAUAUCCAGCUUCACAGGGAUACUACAGUACAAACUCUUACCCUUCAGCCUUCAGUUAAAGAUGGAUUAAUUGUAUAUGAAGACUCGCCUUUGGUUAAAGCAGUAAAACUGGGUCACGUUCUAGUAGUAGAUGAAGCAGACAAAGCCCCAACAAAUGUCACCUGUAUUUUGAAAACACUCGUAGAAAAUGGAGAAAUGAUUCUAGCAGAUGGAAGACGCAUUAUUGCAAAUUCUGCUAAUGUGAGUGGAAGAGAAAAUGUUAUCGUAAUUCAUCCUGAUUUUAGAAUGAUUGUUCUGGCCAACAGACCUGGAUUUCCUUUCUUAGGCAAUGAUUUCUUUGGCACCUUAGGAGACAUUUUUAGCUGCCAUGCCAUUGACAACCCAAAACCCCACUCAGAGCUGGAAAUGCUUAAACAGUACGGACCAAACGUGCCUGAACCCAUCCUUCAGAAGCUUGUGGCUGCCUUUGGAGAGCUGAGGAAUUUGGCUGACCAGGGUGUUAUCAACUAUCCUUAUUCCACCAGGGAAGUUGUGAACAUUGUCAAACAUUUGCAGAAAUUUCCUACGGAAGGCCUCGCCAGUGUGGUUCGGAAUGUGUUUGACUUUGAUUCCUAUAACAACGACAUGAGGGAGAUUUUAAUCAACACUUUACACAAAUAUGGGAUACCUAUGGGAGCAAAGCCUACCAAUGUGCAGCUGGCAAAGGAGUUGCCUCUGCCAGAGCAAACAUUCAUGGGCUACUGGACAAUUGGUCAAGCAAGAAAUGGGAUGCAGAAGUUCUUAUGUGCAGCAGAAACUCAUCCUAUAGAUGUAAAGGGUCCAGUGUCUAUAAACAUAGAAGAGUAUCCAAUAGAAAGGCAUGAAGGAAGAUUCCUAAACUUUACUGAAGAAUGUGCCUCUUGGAGGUUACCACUGGGGGAAGUUAAUAUAAUCUGUGACAUUGCUGUAUCACAUGAAAAUGGUGAAAAUACUCUGUAUGUGGCUACAUGCAAUCCUAUUUCCUUAUACUUUAUGAAUAUGACUGGGAAAAAUGGCUUCUUUGUGGACUUUUUCAAUGUCUUCCCAAGAAUGGCCAGUGGAGUUUGGCAACCAUUUGUGACAGUGGCUCCACUGGGAAGUCCCCUGAAGGGUCAAGUUGUUCUCCAUGAGGAGCAGAGUAAUGUCACCCUCUUGUUGGAUACCACUGGCCGUGCCCUUCAUCGUCUUGUCCUUCCUUUAGAAGUAACAUCUAAGAAAUCUUCCUGGUGGAGCAAGGAGGAAGGUGAAACUUAUAAAAUGUGUAAAGAAUUUUCACACAAAAACUGGCUUGUAUUCUACAAAGAAAAUGGGAACAGCUUAGUUGUACUAGAUGUCUUAGAAGGACGAACUCACACCAUCUCUCUCCCCAUCAACCUCAAGACAGUUUUCCUGGUAGCAGAGGACAAAUGGCUUCUUGUGGAGAGCAAGACCAAUCAGAAAUAUCUAUUAACAAAACCUGCACACAUUGAUUCUGUGGACCCUGGGGCCUGCCAAUUGUAUGUGCUGAAAGAGGAGCUGCCUAGUGCAGGGUUUGGAGUUACACAAGAAGUGAACUUCAGCAUCCCUCAUAAAAUUUCAAGUGAUCAGCUAUCAUCUGAACAUCUUAGUACAGCUGUGGGACAAAAGAUUGCCUCUCCUAACCGAAUUCUCUCAGAUGAAAACAAUUAUGCUACCAUAGUUAUUGGCUUCCCAGAUCUCAUGUCACCUAGUGAAGUUUAUUCUUGGAAGAGGUCUUCACCCUUGGAAAAACCAAGUGUUACUGAUACAGCAUUCUAUGGAGACAGGAAGAAAAGUGGAACACCAAGGCAGAACAAUUGUAUGAUUCUUAUCGAUACUAACCAGGUAGUCAGGAUUGUGCCUGCAGGACAAGUCCCACUCAAAGACAUCUACCCAAAAGGUGUUACUCCCCCACAGACAGCUGGUUACAUAGAGGUUACUGAUCUUCAAUCAAAGAAACUCCGAUACAUCCCUAUCCCCAGUUCCGACUCCCUCUCACCAUACACAACAUGGAUAUCUGCUAUUUCGGACACAGAUGCUCUAGUGGCUGAAUGGGACAAAAGCAGCAUUGUUACUGUUGAUAUGGGAGGUCGUGUCAGGCUUUGGGAAACUGGACUUGAACGACUGCAGCAGUCACUGAUGGAAUGGAGAAACAUGAUUGGGCAAGACAGUGACAGACAUGUGCAGAUAACCAUAGAAAGAGAUAGUGGUAAGGAUGUGAGCUCCCCCAAGCAUGGCAAGGAGGAUCCAGACAACCAGCCUCAUGUGGGCGGCAAUACCUGGGCUGGCGGAACAGGGGGAAGAGACACUGCAGGUCUUGGAGGCAAAGGAGGUCCUUAUCGUCUGGAUGCAGGCCAUACAGUGUACCAGGUCUCCGAAGCUGAGAAAGAUGCAGUUCCUGAGGAGGUCAAGAGAGCUGCAAGAGAGAUGGGACAGAAAGCGUUUCAGCAGAGGCUGAAGGAGAUCCGAAUGAGUGAAUAUGAUGCUGCAACCUAUGAAAGGUUUUCAGGUGCUGUUCGGCGACAGGUGCAUUCCCUCCGGAUCAUCUUAGAUAAUUUACAGGCUAAAGGAAAAGAAAGACAGUGGCUCAGACAUCAGGCUACUGGGGAACUAGACGAUGCCAAGAUUAUUGAUGGGCUGACUGGAGAAAAAGCCAUCUACAAACGUCGGGGUGAUCUGGAACCUCAAGUGGGCAGCCCACAGCAGAAACCCAAGCGUCUCCGUCUGGUAGUGGAUGUUUCUGGCAGUAUGUAUCGCUUCAAUGGGGUGGAUGGCCGGCUGGAGCGCUCAAUGGAAGCUGUGUGCAUGGUCAUGGAAGCCUUUGAGAGCUACGAGGAAAAAUUUAAGUAUGAUAUCGCUGGACACUCUGGAGAUAGCCACAAUAUUGACAUAGUUCCAAUUAACAAAAUCCCCAAGGACAAUAAGCAGAGACUAGAAAUUCUGAAGACCAUGCAUGCCCACUCUCAGUUCUGUAUGAGUGGGGACAACACGCUAGAGGGGACAAAACAUGCCAUCAAGGAAAUUGUCAAGGAAGAAGCUGAUGAGUACUUUGUCAUUGUCUUAAGUGACGCAAAUCUGUCACGCUAUGGAAUACAUCCUGCCAAGUUUGCCCAGGCCCUAACAAGUGAUCCUCAAGUCAAUGCCUUUGCCAUUUUUAUUGGAUCUUUAGGGGAUCAAGCAGCCAGGCUCCAGAAGACGUUACCAGCUGGCAGGUCUUUCAUUGCUAUGGACACCAAGGACAUCCCUCAGAUUUUACAACAGAUCUUCACCUCUACCCUGCUGUCCAGUGUUUAAGAAGUAUAUUGCAGCUCCACGAUGUCCCAGGACUUAAAAGAGGAACAAAGAGAAUUCUGAAGAGAUUAAAAGAGGAACAAAGAGAAUUCUGAAGAGAAAACAUCAACAAAACAAACCUAUGCAAUGGCUGGAAAAUGCCAGCAUUCCUGGGUAGAAAACACUUACUCCAUGCUCAGAAUUGAGAAUAGCCAGGAGACUAGAAAAUGGAAAUCUACUCCCAUGAUGGAGGAAAUGGGUUGACCUGCAUUUUGUAAAGGUCGGGUUAAAGGAAGGUGGUGGAAGGACUGUGGGGCUUAGCCUGUUUCCACAACGAGGAGGAUUAAGACCCUGCUCUUGGCUUAGCGUGUCAUCUGUCACCUAAGAUAAGAAAAGCAUCCCCAGCAAACUGAGCCUCUGAGGCCAUAUUUUGACCCUGAGGAGCAAGUCUGCAAGCCCCACCCAACAUAUUCCUGUCUGCAAUGAUUUCUCCCAACCUGUCGCCCAGCAAACAUCACUUUUAUAACAUUUAACCCACUGAAAAAUACUUUCAACAAUAGUAUUUUGUGAUUUUUUUUCAGUGAUUCCAUUUUCUUGAUCAAGCCAAAAGAAUCAGAAAAUCUUUUUGAUCUUUCCUGUGUCUUUUUAAAAAGGUCUUUAAAAAAAAAUAAUGAGCAUAUGUCCUGCUAUCCCUAAGUUGAAAGAUAAAGAUACUCUGCCUAGGCUGGGCGGUGACUCCAUGGAGAAAGUGCUUGCUGUGCAAGCAUGAAGACCUGACUUCAGAACCCACACAGAGCCGCAUCCUGCAGCGCAGGCACCUGCAGCCUCCGUGCACUACAACAGACGGGAGGUGAAGACAGGAGAGUCCCCAGCAGCUCACAGGCCAGCUAGCCUGGAGGACGCAGCAGUGAACAGUGAAAAGCCCUGCUGUAAACAACAAGGAAGGCUAGGACUAAGGACCGACAACUAAAAGGUGCCUCCGACAUCCGUAUACGUGUUGGCAGAUGUGCACCUGCUGCAUUCACACGUGAACACACACAUACGCAUAACACACAUGUCAUUCAUACAUAGAAAAUAACAAGAUAUUUUGCCUCAAGGUUCCUGGGUUUUUUGUUUGUUUGAUUGAUUUCUGUUUUUUUGAGGUAGGGUCUCACUCUAGCCCAGGCUGACCUGCCUGGAAUUCACUAUGUAGUCUCAGGGUGGCUUCAAACUCACAGUGAUUCUCCUACCUCUGCCUCCCGAGUGCUGGGAUUAAUGGUGUUGCCUGGUAUGGUUCCUGGUUUUUUGCUUUCAUAAUGCUUCUCCACUUUGGGGUCCAACAUAUAGUGCUCAAAAUAGCAAAUGUUCAUAAGAUUAUUUUUGACUAAAUUCAUAUGAAAAUUACUUAAAGUUGAAACUAAAACGAUGGCUCAGUGGAUGAAGUGAUUUGUGCAUAACACCUUAAGUUAGUACUUUAAGUUAGAUCUCCAACCCCACAUAAAAAACAGGAAGCUGUAGCGGGCUUCUGUAACCCCACACAAGAAGGAAGGUGGAGACAAGAGACUCUCCUGAAAGUUUGCAGGCAGAAUAGUAAUCAAUAGUGAGAGAUGCUGGCUGCCUCCAAACAAGAUGGGAGGUGAGAUGUACCCAAAAGUUGUCUCUGACACCCACGUGUGCCUGCAGUCACACAUGUGUGCAUGUGCACAUACAUAAUACAUGUAUACAAAUUAAUAGAAAUAUAAAAAGAAAUUCUCAAGGGAAAAGAUUAAAGUUAAAAGCAGCAUGUCUGAAUCAAAUGUUAAUUGGAGAUUUCUAUAAGCUGUUAAAAAAAAGAAAAGAAAAGAAAAGAUUACUUUUAUUUCAAGCCCAUUUUUUUCUUUCAAAGUGUACAUUAUUCCCACCCCUCACAUUUUUUAAAUUGACUACUUCAACAAAAGCCAGGUUUUCUUCAACAUCCAGCCUUCUCUUUACAGUUGAUGCUAAAGUCAGGAAUUCUGGGAAUACUAUUAUGUGUGUACUUUUUUAGUGUAAAUUGGAAAAAGAAACCUAACUUCCUAAUAAUGUUACCUUACAUAUAUAUAUUGGAAAUGUACAGGUUCAUAAUUUUAUUAAUUAUAGGACAAGAGGAAGGAGCACUUAUCUGUUCCAUCACCCCAUCUCCUACUCAUCAACUGUCAAAGAAAUAAAACUAAUCAGACUCCAGUGUAGUACUACCCAUGGUUUUCAUCAUACUUUAAACUAGUUCAUCCAAUGAAGCAAAUAAUUCAAUACAUUGAGUGCCUUUAAAAUGUAAUUAUAGUAUUAAUAAUAAUGACUUGCUCUUGCUGAUUAUUUACUGUGUACCAGGGAUAUGAAAAAUGAUUUCUUGCCUUAUAUUGAGUCUUCACAGCAAAGGCAUGUAAGAUAGUCAUUUUUUACCUUGUGUUAACAGGUAAAAUGUGAAUCAGAGAACUUGUCUCUUUACUGAUUCCUAAUCUUAGACUUUUGAGUAACUGUAUUUGUUAUAUUAAAUCUCAUUUACAAAUAAAUGCACAUAGCCUUGGAGAAGCUCAA
Molecule: messenger RNA, 8226 nt
Organism: Jaculus jaculus (lesser Egyptian jerboa)
Lineage: Eukaryota; Metazoa; Chordata; Mammalia; Rodentia; Dipodidae
Gene: Vwa8
Product: von Willebrand factor A domain containing 8
Exons: 45
Coding region: 1-5718 (1905 amino acids)
Cellular component (GO): cytoplasm
Molecular function (GO): ATP binding; ATP hydrolysis activity
Source: RefSeq, a predicted model, not a curated record